UACGGUACUACGCUUGGAUACUUUUUUCAUAACAAGUCAGAACAUGCCAUAAGUAUUGUCGAGAAAAAAUGCAGGAUACCUCAGCAAAACGACACACAGUUCCUAAUUAUCCACCACAGUCUGCUGUGCCCGCAUUUCCGGCAUUGGCAACAAUAGAAAAACCAGAAGGAUGUUUCAAAAGAAAUAGCAAAAAUAAACCACAAUCGAACUCUUCUGGAGCAGCCGCUUUAAUAUUUAUCUCUGCUGGUAUGUUCCUGGGAGAUCCAGGCCCAAGAGUUUACUUCACCAACAAACACUGGCCAAUGAGUUGGUUCAUUGGAGCAAUAGUCGGUGUUAUUUUGGGCGCCAAUAUUUGUAACAGAAUACCAAAGAAACUGAUAACGUGUUUUGCUGCAUUGUUGGUAACCGUUUCGGGCAUAUUGUUGGUGGCAGAUCCACGCUCAGAGGAUGCCCUGUUGGCAGCACGUUACAUCAAUGGCUGUGCCUUGGGUCUGGUAUUCCCCCUGACAUUUGUUCUGGUGGGUGAAGAAUGUGUGAAAAGUUUACGUGGUAUGAAUGCCGCCGCCGUCGGUUCGAUGUGCCUACAGUUGGGCUCAUUUAUACAGUCCAUUUAUUCGUUUAGUUGGCCACAGGAUGCCUUAUUCGAUGGCGCCCAAAAGAUGGGUAUACUUUCGAUUUUCUGCGGAUUCUUAAGUUUUAUUAUGGCAUACACUAUGCAAUUGGAAUCACCGAUUUUAUAUUUAGCACAUGGUCAGGAGGAAAAAGCAAUCGAUAUAUUAAGACGCCUACUGCGGCCAUUUACAGUAACACACGAGACCUAUGAACAGCUAUCGGAACAUAAACAAUAUUUGGCCGAAAGUUGUGAUAUCAUCGGACUGCCGGCUCUUUUGAAAUUAUCUUUCUAUAGGGCAUUUUCGGCUGCUAGUACCUGUUUCUACAGCUACUUUGCUUUUUCCUAUGCCGUAUCAAUUGCCUUUCGAUACAAUGAUGUAUGGGCUUAUAAUGUGUAUAGUUUCUUGGCAUGGAUUGGAACACUGAUGGUCACCUUUAUAAUCGAUUCACAGGGUCGUAGAACACCAACGAUUAUUGGAUUCUUUUGUUGUUCCUGUUUUAGUUUUGCCAUUGGCGGUAUUUUUAAUGACAAAUUAAAUAUCAGAAAUCGUGAGACAAUGGCGGUAGUGGUGUUCCUCCUGAUGGCGUAUCAAUUGUUUGCCUGUAUUUCAACAGCAUCAUCAUCUGUAUAUCUUUCGGAGGCAUUUCCAUUGGCCGUAAAACCUUACUAUGUUGCCAUUACCUUUAUUGUGGAGAUGUGUAUUCACCUCUUGAGUAUUGUCAUUUGUUCGAGGCCGUUGCGUUCCAACGUUUACGAUUUGCCAGAAUACUUCAACACUAUGGAUUAUGCACACGCCUCAGCAAAAAUGCGGUAA
This is a messenger RNA of Musca domestica (house fly), 1427 nucleotides long. RefSeq lists its product as uncharacterized. Gene Ontology annotation, biological process: transmembrane transport. Gene Ontology annotation, molecular function: transmembrane transporter activity. Gene Ontology annotation, cellular component: membrane. The coding region runs from base 69 to 1427 and encodes 452 amino acids. The record is from RefSeq and is a predicted model, not a curated record. Lineage: Eukaryota; Metazoa; Arthropoda; Insecta; Diptera; Muscidae. The transcript is spliced from 4 exons.